Messenger RNA from Abrus precatorius (Indian licorice), 1226 nucleotides. RefSeq names its product proteasome subunit alpha type-3. The coding region runs from base 147 to 896 and encodes 249 amino acids. The transcript has 10 exons. Lineage: Eukaryota; Viridiplantae; Streptophyta; Magnoliopsida; Fabales; Fabaceae. The record is from RefSeq and is a predicted model, not a curated record. Gene Ontology annotation, cellular component: nucleus; proteasome core complex, alpha-subunit complex; proteasome core complex. Gene Ontology annotation, biological process: ubiquitin-dependent protein catabolic process.
UUAUUCCCUUUAUUUUUUCACUGACGCAGUUGAGUUAACUCGUUGAGCAAGCAAGAACCCCCCUUUAUAUUCAUUUCCUCUGCACUUCACUCUGCAGAGAGUCGUCGAAGAAGAAAGAAGAAAGAGCAAAAUCAAGCGUUCAAAAUAUGAGUAGCAUCGGAACAGGUUACGAUCUAUCCGUCACUACUUUCUCUCCCGAUGGCCGCGUUUUCCAGAUCGAGUACGCUGCCAAAGCCGUCGACAAUAGCGGGACUGUUAUUGGGAUCAAAUGCAAAGAUGGUGUUGUGUUGGGCGUUGAGAAGCUUAUUCCAUCGAAAAUGAUGCUCCCGGGUUCCAAUAGAAGAAUACAUUCGGUUCAUCGUCACUCCGGGAUGGCUGUAGCAGGAUUAGCAGCUGAUGGAAGGCAAAUUGUUGCUAGGGCUAAGUCUGAAGCAACUAACUAUGACAGUGUCUAUGGCGAACCAAUUCCUGUUAAGGAACUUGCUGAACGUGUGGCUAGUUAUGUGCACCUUUGUACGCUAUAUUGGUGGCUCAGACCUUUUGGAUGUGGUGUCAUACUUGGAGGUUAUGACAGGGAUGGACCACAAUUGUACAUGGUUGAACCUUCUGGCGUUUCCUAUAGGUAUUUUGGUGCUGCAAUUGGGAAAGGGAGACAGGCUGCUAAAACAGAGAUUGAAAAAUUAAAGCUUGCUGAUAUGACUUGUCGACAAGGGGUUAUUGAAGUAGCAAAGAUUAUAUAUGGUGUUCAUGAUGAGGCAAAGGACAAAGACUUUGAGCUAGAAAUGAGCUGGGUGUGUGAUGAAUCAAACCGCCAACAUGAAAAGGUCCCAGAUGACCUUCUAGAAGAAGCAAAAGCAGCAGCCAAAGCAGCUCUUGAGGAAAUGGAUGCAGAUUAAUAGAUUAAAAAUGUUUAUUCAAACGUUGUAUUUCGUAACUUGUAACUGAGCAUUUGGAACAUCUAUAGGAAAUGCAAAGGCUUCAAUAGUUGGAUUUUGUAUGCUUCUUUAUGAUUUAAUGCCUUUGUUGAUUUCCUGUUUAUGGGGAGAAAUGUUUUGAAGUGCUUUAAAUACCGACCUUCAUUGAUUUUAGUAUUGAAUUCUGUCUCACAAUUCCACUUGUGCUCACCAUUGAGUUUAUCUUUUAUUUAGCACCUUAUUUUUGUCUGCAAUCGCAGGAUUAGAAACACUAAAUUGUAAUGUAUUUCUGUUAUUAAGCGAGUUGUUUUU